AUGUUAGAGUUUCUCGCACAAAUACAACUCUUCAUUAAAAAGUAUGAGACUCUACGAACAACAUCCUGGCGGGUCGAUAAAAGUAAAACAAACAGAUCUCCGAGCUCAGUGUUCGUUUCUGAAAGUGUGAUAUUUUUUCCCUUGGCCAAGGGGAUUUUCUUCGGCGCACCCUCCCCUUCGGCAUCUUGUACCGGGAAUAAGAAUAGAACAAAUAUUCAAAUAGACAAGCCUGGGAAAGAAAAAUAUCCCGGAAAUGUUUAA
Morchella sextelata is the source of this 261-nucleotide messenger RNA. RefSeq lists its product as uncharacterized. The record is from RefSeq and is a predicted model, not a curated record. NCBI's taxonomy places the organism in Eukaryota, Fungi, Ascomycota, Pezizomycetes, Pezizales, Morchellaceae. Bases 1 to 261 code for a protein of 86 amino acids. The transcript has 4 exons.